This is a messenger RNA of Entelurus aequoreus (snake pipefish), 1949 nucleotides long. Its product is annotated as HSPB1-associated protein 1 homolog. The record is from RefSeq and is a predicted model, not a curated record. NCBI's taxonomy places the organism in Eukaryota, Metazoa, Chordata, Actinopteri, Syngnathiformes, Syngnathidae. Gene Ontology annotation, molecular function: 2-oxoglutarate-dependent dioxygenase activity. The transcript is spliced from 8 exons. The coding region runs from base 198 to 1388 and encodes 396 amino acids.
ACAGCUACUCAGCCGCCAUUUUGGCUCGCCUUGUGGCAUGAGCUCAAGUCGCGGCGUCGCUCCGUCAUCUGAGCCACAAUGGAGCAGUUUCAUCCGUGAGCGUGUCGAAACCAACCGGAAACACGAGACGUCACUUCUGUCACGUGAACGUUGUUUACUUCCGGCCGAAUCUCCGCAGCACGUGCCAGGAGGAGGCAAUGGCCGCCUUCAGUCCAGAGCAGGCCCGGAGGAUUGUGGGUCGCCUGCAGCAGCCCGCGGUCUUCUUGAACAUGACGCAGGGCUGGCCGGUCCUCCACUGGACCGCCGAGAACUUGGGCCAACGUCUCGGGGACCGGACCGUCCGCUUCCGGCUGGGGAGGAAGGCGGAGACUAAGGUUCCGCUCUUUGAAAGUCAGUGUUCUUACCUGGAUGCAAAGAUGGAUCAUUUUCUGGCCUGGGUCAAAGGUCAGGCCCAGGAGGAUGCGGGUCCUUUCUGCGACUUCCCCUCAUCGGAGUACUGGGCCUACGCCGACUACAAGUACAUCGCCAUGUUGUUUGCCGACCAGCCGUCCAUGUUUGAGGAAGUGAAGUGGGAGGUCUUUGGCUUGGAGGGACGCAACGGGAAGGACAGCACCUUGUGGGUGGGCUCCAAAGGUGCCAACACACCGUGCCACCUGGACUCUUACGGCUGUAACCUGGUCCUGCAGGUCCAAGGACGGAAGUGCUGGCACCUGUUCCCACCUGAGGACACGUCCACACUCUACCCCACCAGGGUCCCCUACGAGGAGUCCAGUGUCUUCAGCCGUGUGGACGUGCUCCAUCCUGACCUGACCACGUUCCCUGCCUUCACCAGGGCCAGAGUCCACACUGUCACCCUGGAACCUGGACAGGUCCUGGUGGUGCCCAGGCACUGGUGGCACUACGUGGAGUCUCUGGAUGAUGUCACCGUCAGCGUCAACUCCUGGGUGGAAUUGGAGGACGACCACGUGGCGCGGCUCGGCGAGGCGGUGACCAGGACGGUGGUGUGCGCCCUGAAGAGAGACCACGACGCCGGUGACUGGCUCAACCCCACUGAGGAGGCGGUGCCAUCCCAUAAUGACAACAUGCGCUACGUCAACAUGGCGCUGCAGGCCUGUGCCGCGCCACAGCGGACCGACCCGGCGGCCGGCGACACUCGCCCGGCCAAGAGGGACUCGGACGGACGCGUCAGGCGGCGGGCCGGCGAGGCGGUGCCCUUCGGCCCGUGUCUACUUCCUGUUGGCCCACAGCCCCGCCCACACGGCGACGCCCCUCCCGGUGCGCCAGGUGAGGGCCCGGGUGAGACCGUGACCACGGACCGCCUGCUGGACUGUCUGCUGCACCCUGACGUCAUCGCCAUGGUUACGCAGCUGCUGCUCCACAGCCGAUAGACUUACCUUCUCGCCAGGUGCUUUGUGCCACACUUCCUGUUGGGGCGUCCUGGCAGGAAGUACAACCCUUUGGUAAUAAAACAUCACAACUAAUAUUGUUAUUGUUUUAUAUUAUUACAUGUUAUUCUUUUUCAAAUGAAAUAUUGUUUAUGCAAUUAAAUAUUGUUUGAUUAAAUAUCAUUGUUUGAGAAUUAAAUGUUUUAUUAAAUACUGUUUUUAAAAUGAAAUAUUGUUAUUGUUAUAUCAAAGUAAAUACUGUAAAUAGUUGAAUGGUAUGUCUUACUGCCAGAACAUUCUGUUACUUAUUCCUAAAUGCAAUACUUUCAUUUUUGUCCUGAAAAUUCGACACACAAUUCCCCACAAUGACAAUGUGACUUUUUUUUUUUUUACAUUUUUUGUAUGAGAAAUAAAAAAAACAAUACAUGUCAUGUACAUAAGUAUUCACACUGCUUCACUUUUUACACAUUCUGUUAAGUUGCAGCCUUCAAAUCAAUUAUUUGUUGUACACACAAUCCCUAUAACGACACAGUGGCCAUGUUGCAUCAUUAGUAGAAAUAAAAC